Messenger RNA from Lucilia cuprina (Australian sheep blowfly), 1588 nucleotides. It is a transcript of the gene Wbp2, whose product is annotated as WW domain-binding protein 2. Gene Ontology annotation, cellular component: nucleus. Lineage: Eukaryota; Metazoa; Arthropoda; Insecta; Diptera; Calliphoridae. The transcript has 6 exons. The record is from RefSeq and is a predicted model, not a curated record. Gene Ontology annotation, molecular function: transcription coactivator activity; chromatin DNA binding. Gene Ontology annotation, biological process: positive regulation of DNA-templated transcription. The coding region runs from base 124 to 1455 and encodes 443 amino acids.
UUUGUUUUGACAUUUCCAGAAAAAUAGUCUUAUCAGAAUAAUUUUUUCCUCCAACUAAGCAGUCACAAAAAGACAAAAAAAAGUGUUAAUUAAUUAAGAAAAUUAAGAAAUCUCUUCGAGAAAAUGUCUGUUAAUACAGCCCACGCCAAUAAUGGCGUUUUAAUACAUGCUGGAGAAUACAUCUUACUCCAUAGCGACAAUGUUUCGAUGGAUUUUUCGGGUCAGGACAAUCCUGUAUUUCGUGGCACUAAGCAGGGUCGUAUCUAUUUGACUUCUCAUCGUUUGAUUUUUAAUAAUAAGAAAUCAGGCGAUGAGAUGCAGUCAUUUAGUGCACCAUUUAUUGCUAUGAAUGAUGUUGAGCUUGAACAACCUGUUUUCGGAGCCAACUAUAUUAAGGGCAAAGUACGUGCCCAGCCCAAUGGUAACUUUAUUGGUGAAGUUAAAUUUAAGCUCUAUUUUAAAUCGGGCGGUGCUAUUGAGUAUGGUAUGGCUUUGUUGCGUGCAGCUAAGACGGCCCAGAGUAAUUAUCAUAAUGGUGGUGGCGGUUAUGAUGAUCCACCACCAUAUACACCUUCGGGUAAUUGGCAUGAGGCACCACCACCAGCCUAUCAGCCACCACCAGGCUAUUACGGUUGGUUGCCACAACAUGAUGCCUUUAGUGGACCAGCACCCAAUACGGUGUUUAUGAGUGAUAAUCCACCACCUUAUCCAGGCAUUGGAGGACCACCACCAGCAUAUAAUCCACAACCACCCCAGGGACUUUAUCCAUCGGUGCCAACACAUCCCUAUAAUCCGCAACAACAACAACCAUAUAAUCCACAACCUUACAAUCCACAACCUUACAAUCCACAACCAUACAAUCCACCAGCUCAGGAUUGGAAUAGUUUUGGCAUGCCUCAACAACCAUCACAACAACAGCAGCAACAACAGAAUCAAAAUCAACAACGCAAUGGCUCAAAUAAUACAUCGUCUCAACAGCAGGAAGAAAUGCCCUCUUGGAAUGGCUUCUCAUUGCCACCACCCGAUGAGGAAGAACGUCAACAACAACAACGCCAACAACAAAGUCAACAAUCAUCAGCCCCUGCAGCAUCUCAUGCUGGCGGCUGGGGAGGUGGGUAUCCACAACCGCCCCCAUAUGGAGCACCAUCACAACCUUAUCCACCAUAUCCCAUGUAUCCCGCACAAGGAGGUGGCCAUCCACCAUAUCCUCCACAACCCCAACAAUAUGGUGGUGGUUUUCCUCCUUAUCCUCCAGCUGCUGGCGGUCCUCCACCACCAGCUGGUGCCAUGGGUUUCACUGCACCUCCAGCCAAUUCAAAAGAAGCUGAGGCCUUAGCAAGUGCUUAUAAUACUACUGAAAAUCAACGUCAAAAUAGACCUGGUCCUAGCGAUAUGCCACCAGCUUAUGAGGACUUGCCUCCCAAUUAUAACAAUACUAAUCGCAAAUACCAAUAAAUUGUUUAGAUUUUAUAAAAUUUUUAUUUAAUCGGUAUUCAAAAAUGGUCAUUCCCUAUUUAAAUGUUGCUUUGCUUCUAUAUUUUACUAAAAAAAUUUAUUGUUAAAAGAAUAAAUUAUAGUAUAAAAAGUC